Oxyura jamaicensis (ruddy duck) is the source of this 4102-nucleotide messenger RNA. RefSeq names its product cadherin-10. Gene Ontology annotation, biological process: multicellular organism development; calcium-dependent cell-cell adhesion; cell morphogenesis. The transcript is spliced from 10 exons. The coding region runs from base 1 to 1683 and encodes 560 amino acids. Gene Ontology annotation, molecular function: cadherin binding; calcium ion binding. The record is from RefSeq and is a predicted model, not a curated record. Gene Ontology annotation, cellular component: adherens junction; catenin complex; plasma membrane. NCBI's taxonomy places the organism in Eukaryota, Metazoa, Chordata, Aves, Anseriformes, Anatidae.
AUGAUAAUACAGCAAGCCCUGUUACUUCUGUUGCUCUGGAUGUGGCUGCUACAUCCCUGCCACACAGAAAUGAUGUUCAGAAGGACUCCUGAUCUCAGACCCAGAAGUUCUGUGGGACGUGCAUCAGGCAGCGAUGGAAAAGCCCUUCACCGCCAGAGGCGCGGCUGGAUGUGGAACCAGUUUUUCCUUUUAGAGGAAUACACAGGAUCUGAUUACCAGUAUGUAGGCAAGCUUCAUUCUGACCAGGAUAAGGGAGAUGGAUCCCUCAAAUACAUUUUGUCUGGAGAUGGGGCUGGUACUCUUUUUAUAAUUGAUGAGAAAACAGGUGACAUUCAUGCCACUCGGAGAAUUGACAGGGAAGAAAAAGCCUUUUACACCCUGCGUGCCCAAGCUAUUAACAGAAGAACUCUGAGACCAGUGGAACCCGAAUCUGAGUUUGUCAUUAAAAUCCAUGACAUUAAUGACAAUGAACCAACGUUUCCAGAAGAAAUUUACACUGCUAGUGUUCCUGAAAUGUCAGUAGUGGGUACUUCCGUGGUGCAAGUCACAGCUACUGAUGCCGAUGACCCUUCCUAUGGAAACAGUGCCAGAGUCAUUUACAGCAUACUUCAGGGGCAGCCAUAUUUCUCCGUGGAACCAGAAACAGGCAUCAUCAGGACUGCUUUGCCAAACAUGAACAGAGAGAACAGGGAGCAGUACCAAGUUGUUAUCCAGGCAAAGGACAUGGGAGGCCAGAUGGGUGGAUUAUCAGGGACCACCACUGUGAACAUCACUUUGACUGAUGUCAACGACAAUCCACCUCGAUUCCCCCAGAGUACCAUCCACCUCCGCAUUCCUGAGUCCUCCCCAGUUGGGACAGCCAUUGGCAGCGUCAAAGCCACUGAUGCAGACACUGGAAAAAAUGCAGAAGUAGAGUACAGAAUUAUAGAUGGUGAUGGGACAGAUAUGUUUGAUAUUGUGACACAGAAGGACACUCAGGAAGGCAUCAUAACUGUGCGAAAGCCACUGGACUAUGAGACGAGAAGGCUUUAUACAUUGAAAGUAGAAGCUGAGAAUACCCAUGUGGAUCCACGCUUCUAUUAUCUUGGGCCUUUUAAAGAUACAACUAUUGUGAAAAUCUCUGUAGAAGAUGUAGAUGAACCUCCUGUCUUCAGCAGAUCUUCUUACCUUUUUGAGGUGCAUGAAGAUAUCGAGUUGGGGACAAUAAUAGGAACGGUAAUGGCACGGGAUCCUGAUUCAGCUUCAAGCCCCAUAAGGUUUUCCCUGGAUCGUCACACAGACCUUGACAGGAUAUUCAAUAUUCAUUCUGGAAAUGGGUCCAUCUAUACUUCUAAGCCACUUGACCGUGAGAUAUCACAAUGGCACAAUCUUAGCGUUAUAGCAGCUGAGAUCAACAACCCCAAAGAUACUGCUCGUGUUCCUGUCUAUGUAAGAAUUUUGGAUGUUAAUGACAAUGCCCCACAGUUUGCUGUAUUCUAUGAUACCUUUGUCUGUGAAAAUGCAAGAGCUGGACAGUUCUGUGCCCACAAACAAUGGGAUAAUAACCAGAUAGAAAUUGUUGAGUUACUGGAUUUACCUGUAGGUGGUAAAGUGUGCUUAAAGUGUUUAGAUUUGUGGAAAAAAAAAAAAAGUGAACAAAAGCCCAUUUUCAUAAGAUCCAUAAAUUGCCCCCAAGAUGGCUGAGAGUGAAAUACUGGAGGAACAAGACAUGGACCAGAAAAUACAAUACACUGAAAGUCUGGAAGAUGACUUAAGUCUUAUGAACCACAUUCACCUUGCAAUCACUUGGACUAGGUUAGAAAAAGAAGAGUCAAACAUAAAGAACUACCAGGUACAAAUGGUAUGGGUUGGACACCAGCCCAAGUCUUGAUUAGACAAGUCUUAGAGAAGAGGAAGAACCUUUAGAGUCUAAAUGGCUAAUCUGAAAAAAAUCUGAAAGCACAAUUUCCUGUGACACGCUGGGGUUAUUGGUGUCUCCUCUCCUUCAUUUUGACCAGAACCUGUGAAAUAAAGAAAUGGAGGAAGCAAAUACAAAAGAGCUAUCAUGAAAACAACAAAUAGUAAUGCAGCUUAGUGAGAUUCCCGACCUCACCCCACUCUCAAACAGAAGUUGUGAUAACUCUUUGUUCAACAGUCAACAAGUCAAACAUCCUAUUUAGGUCAUGGGACCUCAUCUCCCACCCAAACUUCUAAUGCUGCUAUAAUUGUCUGCAAGAGAGAUGGAGUAGGCAAGCAAAGAAAUAACCAAAACAAUCUAUAUCACUGAUUGUGGCCUACAUAUCUGUAUUUUGAGUACUUCUCAGUAAUAUAGGAAGAAUCUGCUCUUUCCCUUGCUGAUCUGUAUGUUGAGGCCAUGCAUUGUCUGAAGCCAGCUUCACAUACCAGCCUUGAAAGAUCAUAUGCAGUGCUUCAGAAAGUUGACAGGAAGAUGCUGCUCCCUCCAAAGCCCACAGGCCCUGACCUAAAUAAACCAUCCACAUGAAAAGUGUGUGUUUCUUGUGCUGACAUACACCAGGAACUCAGGUGCACCAGAGAUACUACAAGGAGAACUUUCCAGGCUUGCACAGGAGAUAAUGAGUGCUUGUUUUAUGUGUAUAUGCAUUUGAAAAGGAGCUAGUAAAGCACUUUCAGUAAUAUCUUCAUCUGCAAGGAUUGUUAAAAGCUUUGGUUCUAAUUGAGAACAAUAGCAAAACAAAUAAUGCUGUUACUUGUGAUGUACUUGUGAGAUGCUAUAAAUGUGAUAAUGCACAUAAACACAUUGUUUCAAUAAGAUUCUCCUUAAAACUUUGCCUUUUAAGGAUACAUAUCAGCAACUAAUAGGAAACUGCAUAAUAUUUAGUCAGCCAAACAUUUGUCAGCAUUUCCAAAUUAUCUACAUAUUUUCAUAUCUGAAGGAUGCUUGAAACCAAAAAAAAAAAAAAAAAGAUUUUUUUCUUCCUAAUAUAAGAAUAUAAGCAAAUUACAUUUGUUAUAUUGUCCAACAUGAUCAAUAUUCAAUUCAGAAUUUCAAUUGCUACAAGAAAGCAUGGAUGGGAAAGUUAAUAGGUGACUUUUUUUGCAGUUUGUUCUGCUAAGGGUUCUGGAUAUUGUUAAUAUUGUUGUAGUAGGUUAAAAACCCCUGUAAAUUAUAUAUAUAAAAUAAUUAGGCAAUAAAAAAAUCUAAAUACUGGUUCUAAAUUAUGGGUAUGGACAAUCAGAAGUAGAUAACCAAAUUUUCAUCAGCUUAACACCAAGAACUGACUGUGUUCACGGUCUCCACUUGUGAAGUAAAAUGGGCUAGUUUUUUCUUCACUUAAAUACAUUUAAUUUUGCAAAAGUCUCUAAAGAUCUAUUUGCCAAUUACUUAUAAACUCACUAAAUAACUAAAAGAUUCAUUCUUUAAAAGGAAAUAAUAUGCUACACUUGUAUUAUCUGUUUUGCUCAUCCAGUAAGAUAUUGGAGUUUUAUGUGAUAAAACAAAUUUAGAGAAAGACAAAACUCUACAUGAGAAAAAACAUAAAGUGCUGUAUUAAAAUAACUCCAUUCUGUGCCUCAUGAAGAAAUUUGUUGCUGUAUUCUGGAUGUACAAGAAAGAAAUUGGAAGUUAAUCGUGCAUUUGUUAAACUGGAGUAUAGUGCAAUCAUUGAUAUUAAAGAUGAUCGGUCCUGACAAAACCUGAAAAAUGGCUGUAUUUGGAAGAAGGGGAAGAGGAAAACCAAGGAGUUUAACAAGUAUGCCACAGGGAGGGAAUAGUGUCAAAACUUAUAAGUUAUUGCAUGCUCGAAAAAACUGCAAUUUAAAAUGAUGGAUCAGAGAUGAAGAAUAAAAAAGAUCUAGGCUAAAGAUUAAUCUAUUUUUGGCAAGUUAAACUUAAGAAAAUAACUGAACAUUCUCUCUCUCUCUCAUACACACACACUAAACAGCCAUAGGUAUAGUUUUUAUUGCUAGGGUGUAAAACAAAACAAAACACCACACAAAACAAUGAAACAAAGCAAUGAAGAUGUCAAAAAAAAAUGUGUUCUGUUUGGUAAGCGGCACCUUGAUAGCCUUAGGUCUAGAAAUGUCAGUGGAAGAAAAGCCAAACAUUUAUUUGCCUAACAGAUAAACAAACAUUGAUGAAAGC